Molecule: messenger RNA, 2452 nt
Organism: Xenopus tropicalis (tropical clawed frog)
Lineage: Eukaryota; Metazoa; Chordata; Amphibia; Anura; Pipidae
Gene: rlim
Product: ring finger protein, LIM domain interacting
Biological process (GO): protein ubiquitination
Cellular component (GO): nucleus
Molecular function (GO): ubiquitin protein ligase activity; ubiquitin-protein transferase activity
Source: RefSeq, marked provisional
CGGAGGAAGCCGGAAUCUAGCGGAGACCGGAGCGAGCGGCCUCUCCCUGCGACAACAUCAUUAAAGUAUCAAUUCAUCAUCAUGGAGAGUGCUGAUUCCGCCGGAAAAGGUAGCACUGAACAAUCCGAGUCCCAGCGCCAGAGCCAGAUGGAUAGGCUAGAUCGGGAGGAAGCUUUUUAUCAGUUUGUAAACAACUUGAAUGAGGACGACUACCGCCUUAUGAGAGAUAACAACCUAUUGGGGACUCCAGGGGAAAUUACUAAAGAGGAAUUGUUGAGGAGGCUUCAGCAAAUCAAAGAAGGGCCACCACAGCCAAGUACAGAAGGAACAAGAGGUGAUCCAGUCUCUGCAAGCGGGGACCCUGCUGAGGAUUCCUCCAACGGGGAUUCCAUAAUAGACUGGUUAAAUUCAGUGCGACAGACCGGGAACACAACACGAAGUGGUCAGAGAGGCAACCAGUCCUGGAGGGCUGUGAGCAGAACAAAUCCAAACAGUGGUGAUUUCAGGUUUAGUUUGGAAAUCAAUGUGAAUCGUACUUCGGGCAACCCAAGUAUGCCUUCACUUGAACAGUCAUCUGAGAUGCCUGGGGCUGAAGAUAUGGAAGUGAGCAGUCAAGGGGAGAAUGAGAAUGAACCUGAACCUGUUGCCCCAAGGGUGGCACAAGCAGAGGUGACAGAGGAAGCACCUGUACAGAGGGGGCAAAGGAGAGCCAGAAGCAGAAGUCCCGAUCAGCGCAGAACUCGAGCUAGAACCGAUAGAAGCAGAUCCCCUCUGCAUCAAGCUGUUGAGCCACCUAUUCGAAGGGCUCAGCAUAGUUCAUCACAGACUGUUGAUGCUUCCAGUACGGAAGAGGCAGAGGGUAGCUCUAGGACUAGGCACCAUGUUAGUUCUCAAAUGCAGAACAGCUCUUCAUCAAAUGAAACUGAGGGCAGCUCUAGAACUAGACAGCAUAUUACAGCCAGACAACAAGCUCUUGGGACUGAAGGUCAGAGCCAGAGCCAGACCCAGAGCCAGACCCAGACCCAGAGCCAGAGCCAGAGCCAGAGCCAGACCCAGAGCACUGUUCAUCUGUCAAACCCAGAGUCAAGAAGCUCUUCCCAACCUCCUCAGACAGACUCCUCCAGUAAUGCAGAGACUACAGGUACCGGUCAGAGACCUCCUACAAUUGUCCUAGAUCUGCAGGUAAGGCGAGUGCGCCCAGGUGACUACAGGCAGAGGGACAGCAUAGCUAACCGGACACGUUCACGCUCUCAGACUCCCAACAACACAGUCACAUAUGAGAGUGAGAGAGGAGGGUUUCGUCGCACUUUCUCGCGGUCUGAACGUGCUGGAGUUAGAACCUACGUAAGUACCAUCCGAAUUCCAAUUAGAAGAAUCCUGAACACGGGGCUCAGUGAGACCACAUCUGUGGCCAUCCAGACAAUGCUGAGGCAAAUAAUGACUGGCUUUGGGGAACUCAGCUACUUCAUGUACAAUGAUAACGACACUGAUCCUAACAACCCCACACCAGUGUCCCCUCCUGCAGCAGUUCCUGGUGAAGCACAAAACCUUGUCAGUCCAGAGCCCCCAGCUCCUAUUGUUGAGCCCCCAGAACCUGUUGCUCCAGUGGAAAGUGAAGAAGGAAGCAAUGUUUCAACAUCUGCAGCCAGGAGGGAGGGUCGCAAUAGCAGAGGGGGUGUCACAUUUGAAGAAAGUGGAUCACUACCUUUUCUUAGUCUGGCUCAGUUCUUCUUGCUUAAUGAGGAUGAUGAUGAUCAGCCAAGGGGACUCACCAAAGAGCAAAUUGAUAACCUGUCCACCCGAAAUUUUGGUGAAAAUGAUGCCCUGAAAACAUGUAGCGUGUGCAUAACAGAAUAUACAGAAGGGAACAAGCUUCGCAAACUGCCUUGUUCUCACGAGUACCACGUCCACUGUAUUGACCGUUGGUUGUCUGAAAAUUCUACCUGCCCCAUCUGUCGCCGAGCAGUCCUGGUUGCAGGCAACAGAGAGAGCAUUGUGUAAAUCCUUUAAUAUAAACUGUUAGUUACGCCUCUGGCGUUUCCAGAGCCUGGGAAGGGUCGGGGAGCAGGGGCGGGGGGGACCGCUUUUUAUGACCACUUUUUGAGUGGUGCUUUAAAUUAGGUUCUUGGCUUGGAGUGAGUUGUCCUGUUUGAUUACACAUUUCUCAUUUUCCUUCUGCAUUUAAUUGUGUUAAUGAAAUGUGUGUCAGUUCACAAACAGGUGAAUGGCCUGUCCAAGGACUUGUAUUCCUCCACCACCUGAACAUGUAUUAAGCAAGGACAAUUGUUUCCCCAGCAGUUUUUAAACUUUCAGUGCUGGAAUGAUAUGCAAGGACCCCUUGGCACUGAAACGAUGACAUGAACUUGCCACCUGGACUGACGUUUGCAUCCCUCACCAAGUUUUCUUUUAAAUAAAAUGUUUAGUCGCAAGAGCUGCUUUAUAUGUACAUGUA